This is a messenger RNA of Cinclus cinclus, 3405 nucleotides long. Its product is annotated as protocadherin alpha-2-like. NCBI's taxonomy places the organism in Eukaryota, Metazoa, Chordata, Aves, Passeriformes, Cinclidae. Gene Ontology annotation, cellular component: plasma membrane. The transcript has 7 exons. Bases 1 to 3405 code for a protein of 1134 amino acids. Gene Ontology annotation, biological process: homophilic cell-cell adhesion. Gene Ontology annotation, molecular function: calcium ion binding. The record is from RefSeq and is a predicted model, not a curated record.
AUGGGCGAGCGUUGUGGUGCGGUGCUGCGGGUGCUGGUGCUGCAGGCGGCCUGGGCGCUGGCGGGCGGGCAGGUGCGGUACUCGGUGCCGGAGGAAGCCAAGGCCGGCACGGUGGUGGGCCGUCUGGCGCAGGACCUGGGGCUGGAGGCGGGCGAGGCGGAGGCGCGGCGGCUGCGGCUGGUGGCGCAGGGCCGGCGGGCGAGCGUGGAGGUGAGCGGGGCGAGCGGCGCGCUGCUGGUGAGCUCGCGGCUCGACCGGGAGGAGCUGUGCGGCAAGAGCGCGCCGUGCGCGCUGCGCCUGGAGGUGCUGCUGGAGCGGCCGCUGCGCGUCUUCCAUGUGCAGCUGGAGGUCACCGACAUCAACGACAAUGCCCCCGUCUUCCCCGCCGCCCGAAAAAACCUCAGCUUAUCAGAGAAUUCGCCUCCUGGGUCUCGUUUCCCGCUGGAGGGCGCGUCGGAUGCGGAUAUCGGAGAGAAUGCGCAGCUCUCCUACACGCUCAGCCCCAGCGACCAUUUUGGUUUAGAUGUGAAAUCUAAAGACGAAAAUAAAAUCUCCGUACUUCUGGUACUCAGGAAACCUCUGGACCGGGAGACGAUUUCCGUGCAUCGGUUGGUGCUGACGGCGAGUGACGGGGGCCGGCCGUCUCUGACAGGGACAAUGGAGCUGCUGAUCUCGGUGCUGGAUGCGAACGACAACGCACCCCAGUUCAACCAGUCGGUGUACAAAGUUCAGCUACCUGAAAAUACUGCUCCCGGUACAGUGUUUUUCCAGCUAACAGCGACAGACGAAGAUGAGGGAAUUAAUCGCGAAAUCUAUUAUUCUUUUAAUGACGCGAUUUCCGGCAAAAUUAAUGACGUUUUCAAAAUAGACGAAAAUUCGGGGGAAAUAGAGACUGUCGGGGAACUGGAUUUCGAGGAUAUUCGAUCAUAUGACCUGGAUAUCGAAGUGAGAGAUAAAGGGACGCCUCCUCUUUCGGGGCAUUGCAGCAUUGAGCUGGAGGUGCUGGACGUGAACGACAACGCGCCGGAGGUGUGGGUGACGUCGCUGUCGGUGCCGGUGUCGGAGGACGCGUCGGUGGGGACGGUGGUGGCCCUGCUGAGCGUGUCGGACCGAGACUCGGGGGCGAACGGGCGCGUGCGGUGCUGGGUGUGGCCGGCGUCGCCGUUCGGUCUGGAGGCGACGUUCGCGGGCUCGUACUCGCUGGUGCUGCGCGAGGCGCUGGACCGGGAGCGGGUGUCGGAGUACGAGGUGGAGGUGCGUGCGGAGGACGGCGGGGCGCCGGCGCUGCGCGCCAGCCGCGGGCUGCGGGUGCCGGUGUCGGACGUGAACGACAACGCGCCCGCGUUCUCGCAGGCCGUGUACACGGUGCUGGCGCGGGAGAACAACGCGGCGGGCGCGGAGCUGGCGCGGCUGUGGGCGCGGGACCCGGACGAGGCGGGCAACGGGCGCGUGAGCUACUCGGUGUGGGAGGGCGGCGUGGGCGGCGGGGCCGCGGCUCCGUCGUGGUCGUCGGGGGCCGUGGGCGGCGGGUGGCGUGCGGCGUCGAGCUACGUGUCGGUGGACGCGGAGAGCGGGCGGCUGUGGGCGCUGCAGCCCUUGGACUACGAGGAGCUGCAGGUGCUGCAGUUCGAGGUGCGCGCGGUGGACGCGGGGGAGCCGCCGCUGUGCGGCAACGCCACGGUGCAGCUCUUCGUGCUGGACGAGAACGACAACGCGCCGGCGCUGCUGCUGCCGCCCGCGGGCUCGGCGGCGGAGGCGGGCGCCGUGGCGGCCGAGGCGUCCUCGGGGCCGGGCUCGGGCUCGGGCUCGGGGCCGGGCUCGGGCUCGGGCUCGGGCUCGGGCACGCUGUGGGCGUGGGCGGCGUGGGGGGCGCCGGCGGGCCAGGUGGUGGCGAAGAUCCGCGCCGUGGACGCCGACUCGGGCUACAACGCGUGGCUGCGCUACGAGCUGUGGGAGCCGCGGGGCAAGGGCCCGUUCCGCGUGGGGCUCUACAGCGGCGAGGUGAGCACGGCGCGGCCGCUGGACGAGGCGGACGGCCCUCGCCAGAGGCUGCUGAUCGUCGUGCGCGACCACGGCGAGCCGGCGCGCUCGGCCACGGCCACGCUCAGCGUGUCGCUGCUCGAGGCGGCCGAGGCGGCGCUGGCCGCGGGCCCGGGAUCGUCGCUCUCCUCCUCCUCGUCCUCGUCGUCCUGGUCGGCGUCGGGGUCGCGGUCGGCGUCGGGCGUGGAGCUCGGCGCCGGCGCGGCCAGCGCGGCGACCAACGUGUGGCUGGUGGUGGCGAUCUGCGCCGUGUCCAGCCUGUUCCUGCUGGCCCUGGUGCUGUACGGGGCGUCGCGCUGGGCGCCGCGGGCGGCCGUGCUCUCGGGGCCCGGGCCCACGACGCUGGUGUGCGCCAGCGAAGUGGGCAGCUGGUCGUACUCGCAGCGCCACAGCCGCAGCCUGUGCGUGGCGGACGGCGCGGCCAAGAGCGACCUCAUGGUUUUCAGCCCCAAUUUCCCUCCGCCGCCGCCCGGCGCCGCGGCCAAGGACACGCAGCCGGAGCCCUCCGCUCUCCUCGACACGGUCAGUGCUGCUUCCUCUGCUCAUGUCUACUUGUUUUUUUCCUCUUCUGCCCCUUCUGUUAUGUUCCCUGAGCAGUCUCUGAUGGCUUCCAAUCCGAAUUGCCGAUUCCAGAGGGCGGUGUGUUCCUUAACAAAUGAUUAUUUAAGUCACGAGCACCGUUCCCCCUGCCGCUAUGUCCUUGCACGAGCUCCAGAACUCCUGCUGGUGGGCGGGGAAUACUUGGGAGAAAUAAAGAGUGAUGACCUUGUUGGUAUCACCUGUGGUUUUCUUCUCUGUCCUCAUCCUGUGUCGUUUUCCUCAGCUAGAGUUGUGGGGACAACUGACGAUUCCGACUUGUGCUUUAAUUUCCGAGAGUCUGAUGUUGGAGGCGUUCUGGAUCUUGAGAUGCCAUGUGGUAUUGAAAUGGCCAGAGUCCUUUGUGCUUAUGAAUAUCUCCCAUCAGAGACAGCUCCUUGGCUGCCUCUGGCCUGGCAUGUGGAAAGUGUUGGAAAAGAGUGGGAGAGGCUCAGUGGGGACUGGGACCUCUACCCCAGGUACACUGAUAGUUUUAAGGGCGAGUGUCCUUUAAAACUAAUCCCCCUGCUCGGAAAAUAUUUCUUUUCUGAAGAAGGAAGCAGUUCAGAAGAGAUAGCGAGGUUCUCGGUGUGUUGUCUAGGCAGUGAGUGCCUGCCAGAAAGGAAGAGAAGAACGUGGAACAUGCAAGCAGAGAGUGAGUCAGGAAGGACUGAGGCUCAUGAUGAGUCCUCAGGAGCUGGGGCGGCGGAGCAGCGCACGGUGUCGCUGCAGGCUCAGGAACGGCGCGUGGGCGGCUCCGCCCCGGUGCGGCGGAGAGCCCGGCUGUGA